UUUGCAUGCUGUAUGCACUUGGGAACACCGAACACACCUAAGCUUGUAAUUUUCGCAUUUUUGGCCCCCAAAUGUAUCUUUUAACCAGGGUCAUCAACUCCAUGGUUUACCAAACUUGAUACAGUUCUCUGCACAAGCUUCGAAGUUGCAUAUUAGAAUACAGGCUUUACUUCAGGUAUUCAGGUGGAUUGUGAUUGGAAAAAAAAAAAUUUGUGUGCAACUGGUAGGCCUUGUGACGUGUGUGACCAGACUCGGCUGGGUCAGCAUUUUACUUCUUAGAGGAGGUAACUUUCUACAUCGCGUAGCUUGCGUUGCUACCAAUUGCUUUAGUUCUAGGACCAUCUAUACACAAGGGCCCGUCAUUGACCUUCCACCUGUCGUGAUGGCCAAUAGGACAAUUAGCCAUAUAGUUGUUGCCUCAUUGGCUGGAGUUGCUAUGGCAACCUACCUGCUGCAUAGAUGGAGGAAGGCAUGGAAAAGAAAAAGGAUGCAAGCUGCAGAUCCUAUCAUCAUAGAAACCACAGAUGCUUUGGACAUGGCCAUGACCAGGAUUGCUGAUGACAUUUCAAGGUUUAAGGUGAUCAGCCUGGACUGUGAAUGGUGCAGUGAGAAGGAUGGUCGACGUCGGCCUGUUGCUCUGCUACAGCUAGCUACAGCCAGCGGCUAUUCAGUCCUGAUCCGUCUCUGCAAACUCAAAAGACACAGUCUGUCACAAAGCUUGAAAGAUCUCCUGAUGGACAAAGGCAUCCUAAAAGUUGGUGUGGCAGUUCUUGAUGAUGCAAAUCGCCUUCUGAAUGACCACGGCCUUAUAACAAGAGGCUGUCUUGAUCUGCGCCAUCUGGUUUAUCGACACUUGCCGCGAGACCUCAGGUCAAAGUUCACAGGUGGCCUGAGCAAUCUGGCAGAGAUUUACCUGGAUGAGUCCUUGAAUAAAUCUGACAACGUCCGCUGUGGGAACUGGGAAGCUGAGGUACUGUCCCAAGAGCAAGUGAAAUAUGGGGCACAAGAUGUACUCGUUGCCAUGGAAAUUUUCCUAGAAAUCGUUCACAGGAAAUUAUCUAGGAUUCCCGAACAGCCCGACUCAAGUUUUUGGAAUGGCGUAGGAACAAUGUGCCAGGGACUGGUGGAUAUAAAAUACAAAAGCAAGGCCUCCGAGAGAAAGACAAACACGAAUGUCCUGACCUUAGACCGUGACAAGCUCUCAAUUAACAAAUCCAGCAAUGCGUACAAGCCAAGGCAGUCUCAGAUGUACCACAACUGUCGUUUGAUAGCACCUGAUGGCCAAAUGCUUUGCACCUGUCACAGACAGAAGGCAGAAUGGUACGUGAAGAAAGGAAUUGGAACAGAAGUGUCCCAGGAACCUUACACAGUACAGCUGAACUUUGAACCCUCCGGAAUGCCAGGUUUAGAUCGAGCGUACUAUCUACAAGACAAAGCCAACAUGUGUGUAGUGUGUGGACGAGAAGAUUCCUACAUAAGAAAAAACAUAGUGCCUCACGAGUAUCGAAGACAUUUUCCAGAGAAGCUGAAGAAACACACAUCUCAUGAUGUUCUUCUCCUGUGUCUUCCUUGUCAUCAACUCAGUUCAAACUAUGACCGCAUUAUCCGCCAGCAACUUGUUGAAGAGUACAAUGCACCAAUCACUAACACUACAAACGCUCGCUAUCGUGAGGAUCCUGAGAAAGUCAAAGCUCGUUCUGCCGCCAAGGCUCUUCAGCGACACAAAAAGUUUGGACAACUCCCAGAGAAGCGUGUUGCAGAGUUGGAGGGGGUGUUAGCUAAGUUCUGGAAUAUGGAACGAGUGGACGAAGACGUCGUUAAUGACACGGUCACCAUGAGUGUAAAAUGUGAGAAUGAAGAUUUUCAGGGGUCACAUGGCGAAAAGGUCAUUGCCACGGUGAUGAAGGAAGAAAACGGACUUCAGAAAUUUGAGCGAAGGUGGAGGCAGAACUUUCUGGAGACAAUGAAACCAGAGUUCCUGCCAGUGCUGUGGUCAGUACAUCACAGACACAAAACCACAGAUGGUGAUGAAAAUAAAAUGUCCUAGAAUUACAA
Acanthaster planci (crown-of-thorns starfish) is the source of this 2055-nucleotide messenger RNA. RefSeq names its product exonuclease 3'-5' domain containing 2 (gene exd2). The record is from RefSeq and is a predicted model, not a curated record. Gene Ontology annotation, biological process: nucleobase-containing compound metabolic process. NCBI's taxonomy places the organism in Eukaryota, Metazoa, Echinodermata, Asteroidea, Valvatida, Acanthasteridae. Gene Ontology annotation, molecular function: nucleic acid binding; 3'-5' exonuclease activity. Gene Ontology annotation, cellular component: cytoplasm; nucleus.